GGAUGAGAAGGUGAGCAGCGGGUGCGUUUUGGGCAAGCAAAGUAAGCCUACAUAAAAGAUUAAAAAAAAAAAGCCUCCCCAAGCAAGCAGUUGUGCUGCCCCAAAAUUUUCAACUUAACUUCCUCCUCUUCAACCAACCUUCUCAUCAUAACCCGCGUGUUCGCCGCCUGUAGACAUAUUCGUAUUGCCUUUCAACUCUUCCCCGCGCCCUCUUUUCUUGAUUCCUUCCGUUCCUUCCUUCAAUCUAUUUACUUGCAAAAAAUAUCGAGUUUUGCUUCUUUUCUGUGAAACCAAUUUGCAUUGAUUUUCCCUUGUCGGUACCGGAUUUUUUAGUGAUUCAAAAAAAAAAAAUGAGCGCGUGUAAGCGCGUGGUUCAGUUAGGGUUUAAUGCGCAUUCAGCUUCCCUAAUUAACAGGUUUAGAUAUCGGCAGAUUUCUCAACUCGUUAAGUCCAACGGAAAACGUGCCUUUCUCGUCGAUACAUUGGCUCUGGUUCGAAGUUUGGAAGCACAAGGUGUGCCAUCAAAACAAGCGGAGGCAAUAACAGCAGCAAUAACUGAAGUGUUAAAUGACAGCUUGGAGAAUGUGUCACAUUCUUUUGUUUCAAAAGCAGAAAUGCAGAAGACCGAGAUGCUUCAGGAAGCCAAUUUAUCCAAGUUUAAGUCUGAAGUAAAAAGUUCUCAGGAGCAUCAUUUUUCUAUGCUGCAACGUGAAACUGAAAAGCUUCGGGGUGACAUAGAAAAAAUGCGAAGUGAACUAAGGUAUGAAAUUGACAAAGUCACUGCUGGCCAGCGUCUGGAUUUAAAUCUUGAAAGAGGGCGAAUACGUGAUGAACUAGCCAAUCAGAAUGCGGAAACUAACAACCUGACAAACAAGCUAGAUAGGGAAAUUCAUGCUUUAAGAGCCCAGUUGGAAGCUGCAAAGUAUGAUGUGAUUAAGUACUGCAUAGGUACCCUUGUUUCCAUAUCUGCAGUUGGGCUAGCUGUAGUCCGCAUCCUGAUGUAGCAGGACAUUUGUUUUUAGUAAUGCCACUUAUAUAAAUCUCAAAUUUCAUUCUUUUUCUGGCAACUGGAUUUCUGGGGAAUUACUUGGUUGAUGGAUCCCAGUUGAUCUGGAACAAUUGUUAGUGCUUCUUUUAGGAUUAAGCACUACUUAUUGUGUGUAACUCUGCUUACUUGGUAUGAUUUUAUGCCAUUCUAGGAAGGUAAAGGAGAUAUUGUAGCAUGAUCCAUUCUUUUUAGAUCAUGUAAAAGAUUUCUUUGCAUCCUUCUUUCAAGUAUGAUCAAAGCAACAAAUUAUUGGUCA
This is a messenger RNA of Theobroma cacao (cacao), 1304 nucleotides long. Its product is annotated as coiled-coil 90B-like protein (DUF1640). The record is from RefSeq and is a predicted model, not a curated record. Gene Ontology annotation, cellular component: mitochondrion. NCBI's taxonomy places the organism in Eukaryota, Viridiplantae, Streptophyta, Magnoliopsida, Malvales, Malvaceae.